GACGUCGAUGCAUUCCCACGCCUCUCCUUCGACCGCAUUUGAAACUGAUCAAUUGAAUACCCAGGUGAUAGAAUACUUUUAUAGACUGCUCUUCCAAGUUUCACACUUUUCCUCCCAUCGGAUUUCUUCUCGAAGAUGAACCCGUCCGUUCUCCGCACGGCCUCGCGCCACCUCCGGGCGGCAAACCGCCUAUACGCAGCACCUGCAACUGCCGCUUCGCUCGCCAAUUCGAAGCGUGGAUAUGCGACUUUUAACUGGGAAGACCCUCUGGUUGCGUCCGAACUGUAUACUGAGGAGGAGUUGGCAAUUCAAGAUACCGCCCGGCAGUACUGCCAGGAACGUCUGCUGCCUCGUGUACUCGAUGCCUACCGAAAUGAGGACUACGACCGUAGGAUCCUCGAAGAAAUGGGCGAGCUCGGCCUUCUCGGCGCCAGCAUCGAAGGAUACGGAUGCGCAGGAGCCAGCACCGUGGCAUCUGGGUUGAUCACCAAGGAAGUUGAACGCGUGGAUUCGGGAUACCGCUCAGGGAUGUCGGUCCAGAGCUCUCUGGCGAUGACAGCCAUUCAUGACUUCGGUACGCAAGAGCUCAAGGAUCGCCUCCUCCCCGAGCUGGCGAAGGGCAAGUUGGCUGGCUGCUUUGGCCUCACCGAACCCAACCACGGCUCCGACCCGGGCGCAAUGGAAACAGUGGCACGGGAACAUCCCACUAAGAAGGGAUACUACUUGUUAUCCGGUACCAAGACCUGGAUCACCAACUCCCCUAUCUCGGACAUCAUGGUUGUCUGGGCUAAGCUGCAAACCACGGGCAAAAUCAGGGGGUUCGUCGUCGAGCGCAGCAAAUGCCCUCCUGGCACGCUGGAGACCCCCGCCAUCAAGAACAAGACCGCUCUGCGCGCCUCGAUCACGGGCAUGAUCCAGAUGGACGACUGUCCUGUCCCUGCGGAGAAUAUGUUCCCGGAGGUACAGGGCCUUGCGGGUCCUUUCACCUGUCUCAACAGUGCCCGGUUGGGCAUCGCGUUUGGCGCCAUGGGUGCCCUUGAGGACUGCUUGGACCGGGCCCGAACGUAUGCUCUGGAAAGGAAGCAGUUCAAGGGCAACCCGUUGGCGAAGUACCAACUGAUCCAGAAGAAGCUGGCGGAUGCGGCGACGGACGCCGCUUACGGUACCCUGGCCGCAACGCAAGUAGCGCGGUUGAAGGAUGCUGGCAAGUGCACUCCUGAAAUGAUCUCGAUGGUUAAGCGACAGAACUGUGAUCGUGCCUUGGCCAACUCGCGGAUACUACAGGAGGUCUUCGGCGGCAAUGCGACCAGCGAUGAAUACCAUAUUGCCCGCCACGUUGCCAACCUGUUCGUGGUGCAAACCUACGAGGGCCAGAGUGACAUUCAUACCCUGAUACUUGGACGGGCCAUCACGGGCGUCCAAGCAUUUGUCUAGCGCGAGCAGCACCGUCGCAUCUCCAAUAUAAAGCAUACAAGCGAAUCUCCUGGUCAGAUGAUGGCAUAUAGUACGCCGUCCACGCCACCACAUCUGAUCACAUCAUACCAUCUAUGUAUAUAAGCAGCCAGCCAUUCCGUAACCGAGCACGAAUUCAACCAAGAUUCAAACAUCCAUAGUGUAGUCAGCCUUCUCGGACGAUUCUCGACACCCGGAAGCGCCAUCUUGAGUCACGUGCCAUGUGCUGCGCCACGUGGGACCUCUGCAAACCGAUGUUCGGGAUGGCCGUUUGUGCUGUGCUUGUAUGUAAGACCGAAGUAAGUUACCGGUAUCUGUUCCGAUGGCACAGGCUGAACCUACCACUGAAUAGCCACACUACAUCUUCGCCGCAUUCGAUGACGAGCGAGGGAGGCGAGGCGAGGCGAGGCGAGGCAAAGUGAACUGAACCUCAUGAGGAAUAUUCAAGCCCAAAGGGUUCGAGCCGACGUGGUUAAGGAAAG
Aspergillus uvarum CBS 121591 is the source of this 1934-nucleotide messenger RNA. Its product is annotated as acyl-CoA dehydrogenase. Gene Ontology annotation, cellular component: mitochondrial inner membrane. Gene Ontology annotation, biological process: fatty-acyl-CoA biosynthetic process; fatty acid beta-oxidation using acyl-CoA dehydrogenase. The record is from RefSeq and is a predicted model, not a curated record. Lineage: Eukaryota; Fungi; Ascomycota; Eurotiomycetes; Eurotiales; Aspergillaceae. The transcript is spliced from 4 exons. Bases 136 to 1434 code for a protein of 432 amino acids. Gene Ontology annotation, molecular function: flavin adenine dinucleotide binding; fatty-acyl-CoA binding; glutaryl-CoA dehydrogenase activity.